ACCAACUUAAAAAAUAAAGUGUGGUAAAUGUCGUGAUUUUUGUUCGAAGAGUUCAGAAAAGCACUCUAUGUUUGGCCGCAAUUUGGACCUCGAUGAUGAAGACUUUUUGUCCCUCGUUGAGAGUGAUAUCAAAGACUUUUGCAAUCAAUGCCACAGUGAUAGAGUACUGAUCUUCCCACCGGUGAACAACUUUCGUCGCUUUCUGAUACACAAAACAUGCGAAGAAUUGGCGACACUUCACGAGAUUGCUACUUUCUCAAUAGGUCAAGGUCACGAAAGACGCACCGUGAUCUGCUCUAAAAGUCAAUUAAUCAAUUCGGAAUCUCCGCUGGAAUCUACGCUACAACGUGAAAGUUAUUCAGUCAGAAAGAGCAAAUUGGAAAAAGACACAUUCAACACUCGCAAUCACGACUGGGACGCAUUCAGGAAAAGAAGACCGAAGAGUGAAAUAAAAUCGUGGAGAAUGGGAGUUGAAUCAAAUCGAUCAAAUGUGCCACCACCGUCGCAACGGACAAGAACAACGAGCGUGAGCAAUGGGCCGAAUGGAGGGAGUGUGGGCUGUAGUGGUGGUAGUGGCGGUAGUAGCGUUGAAUUGUAUCGACCCCCACCUCUGAGGAAAGCCAUGCUGCAGCAAACCCCAAGUGAUGAGGAUUGCGGAGACAAAAACACUGCUGAGGAAUCAUUUGUGGCGGGCAGACACAUUACUGCUCACAGUAGAAGUGCUAUUGCCAGUGACAAGGGAACCAACACGGAACAUUUAGUGCCACAGAAAAGUGAUCACACAAAGAAUCCAGAAACAAGUGCAAUUGCCAAUCAAAACAGGUCAACCCCAAGGCAACGGGAGAGACGUCCAGAUCGUGCUGUUUACAUUCCACGUGCUCGUCGAAGUCAAACAACACCACCAUCGACAUCAUCGUGUGCAAAUCCAGCAUUAGCAGCAGCAGCAGAACCACAACCAAAUGUUUCGCAACAAGCGAAGCAAGAGUCACAACAAUCGUGUAAUAAAUCUGUGAUUUCGCCACAAUCACCCACAGACACCACCAGCAAUUGCAGCAAAGAGAACUGUGAUGUAAUACACGACGCUGCUGCUGGCAAUCUCGCACCGUUGGGGCAUCUGGAGCAGCAAAAGUGUCAAGAUGUGUGUCCGUGCAAUGGGGAAGAGUGCUUAUGUGGUGAUGUGAAGAAGUACCCAAAUGCAACAGACUGUGAUUCCGAACCAAAAACUUGUACAGAGCUUGUGGCUGGCGAGGAAAUUCGUGAAGGUGAUGCAAAGGAAGUGAAGACAAUCACUGACAACGAAGUCAAUAUGAGUAGACGAAGUAGGGUGGUGGUGGAUAAGGGUGAUAAGAGUCAGGGUGGUGGAAAGAAAAGUCUGAGAAUUGAAGAUGAUUUGGUCAAUGAAAGUGUUACAGAGACAAAAGAAGAUAAAGAAGAACGAGAAUUUCGACGAGCUUCCCAAGAGAUCAAUCGGAGUAAUCGCAGGAUUAUCAAGCAGACUUUCAAUUCGUCAAUUCUGGAAAUUGCAGAUCCACAGAAGGGUGAAGAAAAGACAAAAGAAGAGAGCGAAAGUGCCAAAUCACGUACAAUUGAUCCCGAAAAUGAUGACUGGGACGCAAUGUACGACGAUAAUGGCGAUUGUCUGGAUCCAAACUUGCUCAAGGAACUCACAUCAGCUGUGGGGAAAGUGAAGAUUGAUACACCCAAAACGGAUUAUCGGCUCUAUCAGAGUAAACAGGAUAUUCUCAGUGAGGAAGAAUUUCCGCAUGUGCUCGAAGUUUCCAAUUUUCCCGUUGAAUUUAAAACUCAAGACUUAAUUAUGAUCUUUUCGGCGUACAAAGAGUCGGGAUUUGAAAUUAAAUGGGUCGAUGAUACGCAUGCACUGGCUGUAUUCAGCAGCUCAAAAAUUGCUGCUGAAAUUCUUGCAACCAGCCACCCAUUUGUCUCCCUCAAGCCAUUGGCCGAAGCUACAGCGGAAUCCCGCAGUAAGGCGAAAAAGUGCUCCAAUUCUCUACAACCCUACCGACCACGUCCUGAGACUUGCGCAGCACUUGCACGUCGAUUAGUUACGGGAGCUCUGGGAGUACGGCUAAAGACAACACGGGAGGAGCUUGAAAACGAACGAAGAGUUCUACAAGCGGCUAAAGAGCGAAAACUCCUUGCCGCAAAGCAACGAGACGAAGUUUGGGAUAGUUAAGGAUAAUAUUAUAAUUUUGAAGAAUAUUAUUCCACAAACUAAAGGACUUUACUUUUUUUUUUUUUUUUUUUUUGAAAAAAAAACCUUCAAGAAGUUUUUGAAGGAAAUGUCCUUACAGAAUACUGAAGAUGGUAAAAAAAAAUUAAGUAGGAGAAAUGUGAAAAAGAAAAUGACAAAUUGCCAUAAAAUGCACCAAUUUACAUUUUUUUAUUGUGCAAAAAGAAAACUGAUAAAAAUGUUUUUGAGAGAGUGCAAAAAGAAUUUGAUCUCAUGUGGAUUUUUGUCUGCAUCAAUCAAUUCAUCAACAAUGCAUCAUUUUCUCCCGAUUAACUCGCAAAUCCUCGAGACAUGCAAAGCAAUUUUUUUUGUAUCUCCACAUCUUACUGAACAUAAUCAUCACAAAAUGCGUGAAGUAUAGCAUAAAAUAAAUUAAAGUAAAGAAAAAGAAUUAAACUCAACCAAUGAUAUUAAAAUAAUAUUUUUUGUUUCGUAAAAAAGAACUAUCUAUCUCUUCGACGCAUUCAUUUUGAGUGUUCCCCUGCGGAGAUUUCGACGAUAAAAACGUUCACUAUUUUGUGGAUAAAUAUAUUACCUAUACCUGAUCAUAAUGAGUAAAAUGUCUAAUAAAUGAAAAUGCUUUGUGGCAAUAUUUUUAUGAAAUAUGUGUCGUAAUAGGAUAAAUGUUGGAGUUUUUCAUUUACUACAAAAAUUGUAAUCCAAGUUUGAUAAAAUUUACUGAAUUGUGAAAUGAUGUAUAUCUUACCAAUUAUAUAUAUUUUUUGGGGUAAAAUAAUAUCAAAAAAAUACUGAAACGCAUUAUAUUUAUAAUGAUUUAGUGGAGAAAGGAGAGAAGAAAUAAAAGGCAAACUCCCAAA
Molecule: messenger RNA, 3069 nt
Organism: Lutzomyia longipalpis
Lineage: Eukaryota; Metazoa; Arthropoda; Insecta; Diptera; Psychodidae
Exons: 9
Coding region: 68-2194 (708 amino acids)
Molecular function (GO): nucleic acid binding
Source: RefSeq, a predicted model, not a curated record